AUGGUCAGGACAGCGGUGACCAUCGGUGCUGCAUGCGGCACGUUCUGCGUAAUCGCCUGUCUUUGGGCAGCAAUCGUCAUCACGAACGACAUCAAUGAGAUGUACGAUGAUGUGAUGGGAGAGCUAGGAUCCUUCCGAAAUGUUGCUGAUGACACCUGGGAUGACAUGAUGAUAAUGCGCAAUGGUGGCACCACUGCCGAGCAGUAUGUCCGUGGAAUCUUUGGUCGUCAGAAGAGAAGCAGCAACCAGUGCAGUUGUGGCUUACCAGCUCAGAACUGCCCUCCUGGACCACCAGGACCUCCCGGUAUGCCCGGCGAGCCAGGAGAGACUGGACCUGACGGAAAGAAUGGGCCGACCGGACUGCCUGGACUCAACAUUGUUACACCGAAUGACUAUCCUAAAGGGUGCAUCAAGUGCCCACCAGGGCCUCCUGGACCCGAUGGUCUUCCCGGACAGGAAGGAUUCCAAGGAAUGCCUGGUAAGCCUGGUGACCUCGGAGCACCUGGUAAGGAUGGAGAGCCAGGACAACAAGGAGAACAAGGAGACGUGGGACAACCAGGAAACGAGGGACAGCCUGGAAUGUCCGGACCACCCGGAAGAGAUUGUCUCACAGGAAAAGGUAUGCCCGGUAUGCCUGGACGUCCUGGUCUCCCAGGACCUCGUGGAGCUCCCGGUAACGAUGGCCCUCAAGGAGAAGCAGGAAGUGACGGAAUCCCAGGACCUCAGGGACAACCUGGAAAAGACGGAUUCAACGGAAUGGACGGUACUCCAGGACAAGCCGGACCACAAGGAAACGUUGGCGGUGAUGCUGAGUACUGCCCAUGUCCUGACAGAAAGAGACGGCUCUAA
This is a messenger RNA of Cooperia oncophora, 849 nucleotides long. The record is from the annotation of a GenBank genome assembly. Lineage: Eukaryota; Metazoa; Nematoda; Chromadorea; Rhabditida; Trichostrongylidae.